Helobdella robusta is the source of this 1323-nucleotide messenger RNA. RefSeq lists its product as hypothetical. The record is from RefSeq and is a predicted model, not a curated record. The transcript is spliced from 6 exons. NCBI's taxonomy places the organism in Eukaryota, Metazoa, Annelida, Clitellata, Rhynchobdellida, Glossiphoniidae. The coding region runs from base 1 to 1323 and encodes 440 amino acids.
AUGUCAUCCAACGAAUGUGGAGUGGAAACAAAUGCGGCCAAAAUUGUUACUGCCUCAAAUUUGUAUGAUUCUGUUCUGUAUGUGAUAGCAAAAAAGUCAAGUAGUAAAAGAAGAAAACGUUCAACAGAAGAAACAUUGGAUGUGUCAAAUUUUGGUUAUGAAACAAGCCCCGAUGAUUCGAUUUACAAUUUUACUUGGCCCACAAAAUCCGGAAAAACUAAAAUACAAGCCGAACGUAACUGCAAAAAAGUAAUUUGGGAUGAAAAUCCAAUAAAAGAUUAUUGUCAUAACGUUCCCAAACCAAAAGUUGAUCAAAUAGUUGAGAAAUGUGUUCAAGAUAUACAGAUAACUGACAAUUAUGAUAUGGCAGAAGAUAAACUACCGGAAAUAUUAACACUCUGUCAAAUACAAACGGCGAGUUUCCCGACAAGCAGUUCACCAGCUCCAUCUCCAAACUUACAGCUAAACAUAACCGACAUUCUUGACGAAAGUGUUCCUGAAAUUAGUUUGCCAAUCUUACAAAAACUAGCCAAUAUUGAAAAUUCAUUCUGCUCUGGCAAAUAUUACAUAAGUUCAGACUGUUCAAUGUUGGCAACCACGGUUCCGGAAAUAAAAGGAUUGAAAUCAAGUGAUUUAUGUGAUGUGAGAGACACUGGCAAGGGCAAAAAUUCAAUUUUAUUAUUUGCAAUAAAUACUUCAAGUGCAGCCGGUGAAAUUCAGUGUCAUUAUGAAGUUGAAAAGUUGAAUCUGGCAACAAAUUUAUUCGAUGGAAAAACUUCGUCAAAACAAAAUGGAACUUACGAUAAUAAAAAUACUACCAUCUGUCCACAACCUGAUGCUUUUGAAAAAAGUUUUAUUACCAACUACAAAUUUUCCAGUGGAGUUACGUUUUCUUCUUUAUCGGAAGGAAGGCCAGCUCUUAAAGUUACAAUAAAAUUAAGCAACAAAAACGGAGAGAUUUCUAAUGAAUCUGCAACUUAUUUUCUGUUUGAUUCCGUGUGCUACGAUUGCACAGUUGAUAGAUGCACCGAAAAGAAAAAUGCUUGCAUAAUAAAUGGCUACUGUUUCAAAAACCAAUCCUCAAAUCCUGACAAAUCAUCUGAAAUAUGCAAUCCUCUCUUAUCAAAUUCGUCAUGGACCCUAGGUAUUAUUGCCAACUAUCAUACAUUUUUCAACGCAGUAACAAUUUAUAAAAUAAACAUCAGCAACGUCGAGCGCGAGCAAUCGAAUGUUUAUGAAAUUGCAAAUGGAGCGCCCUGUCAUUCAGGAUCAAAAAAGUACCUGUUGUUUGUAGUUGGAGGAAAUCAAUUGAAAAUUAAUUAA